Paramecium sonneborni is the source of this 531-nucleotide messenger RNA. The record is from the annotation of a GenBank genome assembly. NCBI's taxonomy places the organism in Eukaryota, Ciliophora, Oligohymenophorea, Peniculida, Parameciidae.
AUGUAAGACUAAAUUAAAUUAGAGGAGUAAUUCUAAAAGCAUAAAUUUAAGUAUUAGAAAACUAUUGAAGAAAAUUUAUCUUUAAAACAAGAAAUCUUACAUCUAAAAUAAUAAAUUGAAGAAAUCACUUAAAAAAUGUCUGAGAAAAUAAAUUUUAUUAAACAAACAGAAUAAUCAUUAUCUAAAUAAGCAUAAGAUCAAUAUGAAAAUACAAUUAAUAGAUAAUUAGGAAUAAUAGAAAAAUUAAUUGUAGAUAAGAAAGAGCUAUAAUAAGAACAACUCAUCUUAACCAAUGAGAUCAAAUCUAUAAAAUAAAUAAAUCUUUAAGAAAUAGAAAAAUUAUAAAUUCAAUUUUAGUAAGAGAAAUAAUAAAUUUUGUAAAAAGAAAAAGCUUCAAGAAUGUAAUGGGAAAAAAACAAAACAUAGGAAAUACGUUAAUUAACUGUUCUUGGACUUGAACCUGAAAUAUAGAAAAUAAUAAAGAAAUAUUAAGAAGAAAUAGCCUAAUUAAGAUUGUAAUUAGAAUAAUGA